AUGGAAGAAACACCAGAACAGAAGCAUAAAUGCAGGUUUUGUAACCUGAGUUGCAGUAGUGGGAGAUCAUUGGGAGGUCACAUGCGGGUUCAUUUAGACUUGAUUUCAGCAGAAAAGAAACAGAAAAUUAAAGCUGAAAACAAGAUGGGUUUUGCAGAAGAAGAAGAAGAAGCUGAUAAUCAUUUCGAAAAUUUGAGCAUUUCAGAGCAAUCUGACAGUAGCAUGAGUCAAGAAAAGGCCAAUAAUAUCAGCACCAACGAUGUUGAUGAUAUUGACUCAAUUGGUUAUGGUUUAAGAGAAAAUCCAAGAAAAUCUUGGAGGGUUUCUGAGUUAAAGCUUAGCUCUUUGAAAACAAAAAACCUCUGUAAAGAAUGUGGCAAAGAAUUUUCCUCUACACAAGCUCUAGCAGGUCAUUUGAGGACUCAUUCGAAAAAAGGGACGACGACUGAAAAAAGUCAUAUUUGUGAGAAAUGUGGUAAAGGUUUUGGUUCAACUAGGGCUCUUUAUGGUCACAUGAAAGUUCACGUGAAAAGAUCAAGGGUUGAUCAAGAAUCUGAAUCAUCAAAACAAAGCUUGUCUGAUUUUGAGACUGUGUGUCCAAUUCGGAAGAAGAGAUCAAAGAUUAAGUACCAGAUUGAUGCAAACCCUUCUUCCUCUUCUGCGGUUAGUGAAGUUGAAGAAAUGGAAGAGGCUGCUAAGACUUUGAUGAUGCUUUCAUGUGGUGUGAGGGACUGGGAUGAAUACAUUUCAAUUUCAAAGCCUCUUAAAAAUGAAAAUGUCAUUUCUGCUAAUGCUUUUACUGGAAAGAAUUUGUCUCAGGCUGGCUGUUCUGAUUCUGGCUGUGUUGAUGGUUAUGAAAAGAAGUGUGAAAAUGAGGCAAUAAAUGAUGAAUUUUCAGGCAAGUUGAUGAUGAUCAACACUGAGAUUACAAGGGCCUGUUACUCUACUACUAUGCUGGGGUUGGAUAAUGAUCCAAGUGAGGAUCUUGCUUUUCUGAAUUCUUGUUCACUUAAGAAUGCAGGGGUUGAUUUUCAAGUGCUGAAUCCAGAGACAACCUUUGUAUCUGAUAUUCCAGUUGAACUGGGAACAAUUGAAGCAAUGAGGACAAGUCCUGAGCCUAUCAAAAGCAAGGAUCACAAAUGUCCAAUAUGCUUCAAGAUUUUUCCAUCAGGCCAAUCUUUGGGAGGGCACAAGAGGGCUCAUUACACUGGAUUCAGUGAAAGCAAAACUAAAGAGACUAUGGUGAAAAAGUUGGAGGACCUUGCUGAUAAUCAUAGAAGUUUUGAUCUGAAUAAUCCUGUAAAUGCUGUUGAUGGAGGGGAAAAAGAUGUUGUUGAGCUCAACCUUUGGUAG
Messenger RNA from Nicotiana tabacum (common tobacco), 1353 nucleotides. RefSeq lists its product as uncharacterized. The record is from RefSeq and is a predicted model, not a curated record. NCBI's taxonomy places the organism in Eukaryota, Viridiplantae, Streptophyta, Magnoliopsida, Solanales, Solanaceae.